Molecule: messenger RNA, 651 nt
Organism: Asterias rubens (European starfish)
Lineage: Eukaryota; Metazoa; Echinodermata; Asteroidea; Forcipulatida; Asteriidae
Product: transmembrane protein 249-like
Exons: 2
Coding region: 1-651 (216 amino acids)
Source: RefSeq, a predicted model, not a curated record
AUGUCGAAAUCUCACGUUGGUAUCUUUGGCACAUGGGACAUGAACUUCUGGACCACACCAGAGGAAGUCUUCAAAGCCAAGCUGGAGGCUAACCCCAUCCAUCCAUUCACGGAAACUUCCCCCGAUCAUUUCGAGGUGACACUCCGGUCGCCCUGGCUUUGGAUCUCGCUAUUCGGCCUCCUCGUAACCUCCAUCUCGACAGUCGGUUACUACGCAACAAAUCCUCCGGAUCAAUCUCUGACUUACUUCAUCAUGGCGAUUAUGGUCUUCUUCUACACCACUUUCGUGUACUCUGAUCUGAGGAGGAUUGUGAUUGACACGGCGAGACACGAGUAUGAGUUCCAUGUUGGAAGCAGACUGAUGUACAGAGGGCAUAUUCACAAUGUCUAUAUCAGGCUUGUUGGGCAGAAGAGUGGAACAGGCGACACCUACUACACUGUUGUCCUUAACGGCUUCCACCUCGAGGAGCAGGUCCUGACGUCAUCAACCAUCCGAAGACACAAACUGGAGAAACUCGGUCGCAAGUUGGCUGCGAGACUCAACGUGAACUACUUCGACUUUCUGGACAGGUCCGUCAAGCACGUGGUGCGGCAUCGCUGCCCGUAUGCGUCGCCCGAUGACUCGAUCGAAAGUCUUUCUCUCUUUGCCUAA